CGCGCUCUGGCUGCGCCUGGCGGCCGCGGGAACUCAGUGCCCGUGGAUUCGCGCCGCCGCCGCCCGCCAUGCGCUUCCGCUUCGGGGUGGUGGUGCCGCCAGCCGUGGCCGGCGCCCGGCCGGAGCUGCUGGUGGUGGGGUCGCGCCCCGAGCUGGGGCGUUGGGAGCCGCGCGGUGCCGUACGCCUGAGGCCAGCCGGCACCGCGGCGGGCGCCGGGGCGCUGGCGCUGCAGGAGCCGGGCCUGUGGCUCGGGGAGGUGGAGCUGGCGGCUGAGGAGGCGGCGCAGGACGGGGCGGAGCCGGGCCGCGUGGACACGUUCUGGUACAAGUUCCUGAAGCGGGAGCCGGGAGGAGAGCUCUCCUGGGAAGGCAAUGGACCUCAUCAUGACCGUUGCUGUACUUACAAUGAAAACAACUUGGUGGAUGGUGUGUAUUGUCUCCCAAUAGGACACUGGAUUGAGGCCACUGGGCACACCAAUGAAAUGAAGCACACAACAGACUUCUAUUUUAAUAUUGCAGGCCACCAAGCCAUGCAUUAUUCAAGAAUUCUACCAAAUAUCUGGCUGGGUAGCUGCCCUCGUCAAGUGGAACAUGUAACCAUCAAACUGAAGCAUGAAUUGGGGAUUACAGCUGUAAUGAAUUUCCAGACUGAAUGGGAUAUUGUACAGAAUUCCUCAGGCUGUAACCGCUACCCAGAGCCCAUGACUCCAGACACUAUGAUUAAACUAUAUAGGGAAGAAGGCUUGGCCUACAUCUGGAUGCCAACACCAGAUAUGAGCACCGAAGGCCGAGUGCAGAUGCUGCCCCAGGCGGUGUGCCUGCUGCAUGCGCUGCUGGAGAAGGGACACAUCGUGUACGUGCACUGCAACGCUGGGGUGGGCCGCUCCACCGCGGCUGUCUGCGGCUGGCUCCAGUAUGUGAUGGGCUGGAACCUGAGGAAGGUGCAGUAUUUCCUCACGGCCAAGAGGCCGGCUGUCUACAUUGAUGAAGAGGCCUUGGCCCGGGCACAAGAAGAUUUUUUCCAGAAAUUUGGGAAGGUUCGUUCUUCUGUGUGUAGCCUGUAGCUGGUCAGCCGGCUUCUGCCCCCUCCUGAUUUCCCUAAGGAGCCUGGGAUGAUGUUGGUCAAAUGACCUAGAAACAAGGAUUCUACCUGAACUGAAAGGACUGUGUGACCUCCCCCAAGCCAACCACUUUCACCUGGGAUGACUUUCGGCUAUGCUUUGUUUUGGGGCUGUAUUUUUGAAAUACUGUACAAGAUGGCUGUGACUCACACAUGAGAAGAAGCACGAAGCAGUUAGGCUGCACAUCAGACAGAAGGGUAAUGCCUGCAGAUCCUGCUGCCUACAGGCGGACGAGGCCUUUGCUUUACAGCACUACAUGUGUUGCACGAUGGAUCCAUGACAGCACUUUCCUGUUGCACUGAAACUCUUGGCCAUGCAGAGGAAAAGAUAUGGAGCUACGUAGAUUUCAUCACUAGUGUGUGUGCGUGAGCUGGUCAGUUUCCAAAGGAGGAAAUAAGGUUAGAAGCCUGAACCGUUACAAAAGAAGGGCUCACUGUGGUCAAAAAAUGAUGGCUUUUAGGACUUGUUUUUUAUCCUGCCUCACAGUUGUUAAAGUUUGUUCCAAGGCAUCACCUUCCUUCUCUACCCAACAACCCUGUGUAACAACUAAAGUAGAAUUAUCUCUCAUUUGUUGUUGUUCUUCCUCAAAACUGCCAAACAAAGCAAAAAAUACCCUUGUUUUUUAUAGUUGAGACGUCAAGAAGUUAAAUUGAGGCUUAAUGAGCAUAGGUAGCCUGCCCAAGGUCUCAUGACCAGUCAAGGGCAAGCUGGAGUUAAUAAUCUAUAUUUAUUUGACUCAGCGCUGUUUUCCUCACAACUUGUUUUCCCAGCAUCAUGUAGUGCAUUCAGUUUUGUUUUUCUGAGGGUAUGGUCAAUAUGCCUGCAGGAGUUUCUGUAGCGAGACACAGAAUAGUGUUCUGAUCAGUUGCCAAAGAAUCUAGGAAAAUAGUUGUGUUUUGUGCAAGCUAAUUUAAAAACAUGAUGGGCUGUUUUAGACCAGAGUGGAAAUUCAUGAGAGGAACUCUACUACCAAAAGAGCCCAAACGACCAAAUCCAUGGAUAAUUGCUUCACAGCCUUGGCUAUCCUGGCUCAGCCCUCAAUUUAGUAUAAUAUGCAGUUCCUGUGCCUCCAGACUAUGCAGCUCAUCACCCUAGAUUCUACAGGAAAUACGGAGAUGAACAACUUUGCCUUCAAAAAUGUGCUGCCUAGAAACAGACCUGCAUUCAACCAACUGUAAUGCAGGAUUGGACCAUGAGUGAUAUGCUAGAAUAGAGGAAAGAGAAGUGUUUUUUUAAUUGAGAGCCUCUGUGUCGAAGGUGACUUAUAAUCAUAUCCAGUUUAAUCUUCACAAUAUCCAAUGAAGAAGGUCUCAUUAUCUCCAUGAUAAAGAUGGGGAAACUAAGGUCAGACGGGUUAAAUCAACUGUCUGUUGUCACAUGAUGAAUAAAUAGAUGAAGUGAGAUACAAAGCUAGGUUUGAUUCAAAGCCAUUACUUUCCUAAUUAAACUAUGAUGCGUAUUUAUUUUUCUGCACCUUCCUUUCUUCCACAAACACAUAUUGAUAGACGCAAGAGACUCUUAUUUAGAAGGCGUGGGGGACAAGAAGGAUACAAGCUAAGUUUCAGUGGAGCUCAGAGGACGGGAAGAUAUAACUGUGGCACUUAGGGGAGAUGACAUUUGCUUUGGGCAGAGGCAGCUGGCCAGGACACAUUUCCCCUAUAAUUUUACAAAGUUAAAUUUAUAAGCUAGCAUUAAGUAAAGUGAAGUCCAGCUCCCUUGCUAAAAAUAACUAGAGGUAAUAAUUGGUAUUCAGGUAACUCAUUUACAGUCAUAAUGUGUUGUGAAAAUUUAAUCUUAAAAAUUGAAUUUUUAAACUAUGUGGGUCUGUGAAUUUCUUUAAUGUCUAAGAAAUCCAGCUUCAUAAUUUCCAUGAUACAAAGAUCUUUUUUCAGGUGGAUUUUUACCUUUGUUCCUUUUGCUCUGAUAGACAAAAUCAGUUUAGGACUAUUAAAGAAUGUUUUGGAAUAAACUGUCUUUUCCUCAAUGAAUGGGAUGUCUAAUGUAUUUCAAAAUCACUCAAAACUUUUGGUAAAUAAAAGCAUUUAAAAAGACCUUUCUGUACAGGAUUUUUAAAAUGUUAUCAGCUUAGUCUGAAAUCUAGAAGGACAAAUUGUGUUUCCUUAUUUGUAAAGGGGGCAAUCCACUGAGCUAAAUUUUUUUUUUUCUUGUCACCCUUCCUCUUUCAAUUAACCGAUUAAAAUUGGCAGUUACAUGAUACAGGAAGUCAAAGGUGAGGGACCACAGAGAAGUGAGGAUGAAAACUUAGAGUGUGUCUGAGAAAAUCAAAGCGGAUAUUAUGCCAUUAGCUGCAUGUCACCGGUGUUUAACAAAACUUUUCAAUCACGGGUUUCUCAAAGGCAAUCAUAAGAUCUCAUUCAUGGUGAAGGAAAGUCCGAAUGAGGUUGUUUUCUUUCAGACUUGAAACAUUAUCCCUCUAUCAUUCUGCUUGCCAGCAUUAGGAAAAAUGUAAAACACAACACAAAACACUCUCUUUUGACCAUCAUUAAGGUGUGGUAAAAACCACUUGGCUUGGUGUAAGAAAUAAUGAUGAAAAAUGUGGUUAAGACUUUGGAAAUAAUGAGAAAGUAAUGAAAGGAGAGAUUUGAAAGUGAGUUAGGAAACAGGAAAUGAAAUGGAACUUGCCACACAUGAAAAAUCACUGAAGAGCUAAACGCAGAAUCAGUUGGAUCAGAAGUUAAAGCUGAAAGUAUCUUUAGAAAUAAUCUCAUUUAAUGCUUUUAUUUUACAGAGGAGCAAACAGACCUAGAGACAUCAAAUGACUUUUUCCUAUUGCAAAGAGUUGUAACUGGGACCAAAGGUAAAGGAUAAGUCAGGAAGAAAGGUUCAGAGAUUUGUUGUGAUAUUGAGAUGUCAUAGGAGAAUUAAUGGGAAUGAGAGCAGACAGUAUUGUUAGUGGGUAAGAAGUGGUGCAAGGAUUAAUAAAAAUUGGAGUAAGAGGAAGAAAAAUGGCUAAAAUGAGAAAAGCAAAGACCAGUGUCUUUUCCAAAAGAAGAAAAGGCAGGUGUUUUCCGUGGGGGUGAGGGUGAGAAGGUGUGACUAUAGAAGCAGAGGGGGAGAUUCAAGGUUGUGUGCCUGGGAAAGAGAUGUGCUGUGUCCACUUAUGU
Symphalangus syndactylus (siamang) is the source of this 4246-nucleotide messenger RNA. It is a transcript of the gene EPM2A, whose product is annotated as EPM2A glucan phosphatase, laforin. Gene Ontology annotation, cellular component: nucleus; cytoplasm. Gene Ontology annotation, biological process: protein dephosphorylation. NCBI's taxonomy places the organism in Eukaryota, Metazoa, Chordata, Mammalia, Primates, Hylobatidae. The record is from RefSeq and is a predicted model, not a curated record. Gene Ontology annotation, molecular function: protein tyrosine phosphatase activity; carbohydrate phosphatase activity; starch binding.